AUGGCCAAGUCGAGGUUUGAGUACGUGAAGCAGUUCGAGCGUGAUAACCUGCUGCUUCCGGAGACUUUUAUUGUGAUUCGUCUUGACGGACGUGGGUUCCACAAGUUUACUGACCAUUACAACUUUGUCAAGCCGAACGACAUCAGAGCUCUCAAGCUGGCCAACGCCGCUGCUCUGAACGUCACCAGACAGAUUAAGGACGUUUUGGUUGCCUUUGGAGAGUCGGACGAAUACAGCUUUAUUCUUAGAAAGGAGUGUGAUCUCUUCAACAGGAGGGAAUCCAAGCUGGUUUCCACCUUUGUCUCAACGUACACUGCACAUUACGUCCAGCUUUGGCCCAAGUUCUUCCCCAACACGCCCCUUGAGAUCAAACACAUGCCCACGUUUGAUGGAAGAGCUGUUGUCUACCCAAACUUACAAACCGUGAAGGAUUAUCUAAGCUGGAGAUAUGUCGAUACGCAUAUAAACAACUUGUACAAUACAACUUUCUGGAAUUUGGUGUUGAAAGGCGGAAUGACAACCAAAGAGGCAGAACAGAGGCUGAUGGGCACCCUCAGCAGUGAUAAGAACGAGAUCUUGUUCUCAGAGUUCCAAAUCAAUUACAACAACGAGCCAGAGAUCUUCAAAAAGGGAUCGUUGAUCUUCAAAGGAGAGGUGUUACACGUUGACGUUUAUAACACUAUAGACACGUACUUCAACGAGUACGACAGUUAA
This is a messenger RNA of Williopsis jadinii, 714 nucleotides long. It is a transcript of the gene THG1, whose product is annotated as tRNA guanylyltransferase. The transcript has a single exon. NCBI's taxonomy places the organism in Eukaryota, Fungi, Ascomycota, Saccharomycetes, Phaffomycetales, Wickerhamomycetaceae. Gene Ontology annotation, molecular function: magnesium ion binding; tRNA guanylyltransferase activity. The coding region runs from base 1 to 714 and encodes 237 amino acids. The record is from RefSeq and is a predicted model, not a curated record. Gene Ontology annotation, biological process: tRNA modification.